UCUGCAGGAAAGCUUCAGCUGAGCAAAACGACAACACAAAACCACAAGGUUUCCCCUCUUCUGAAGAGUCAGGGUUGUUUCUGAGGACAGGAUGGAGUUUGAUCAGCUGGGGCUGGAGGAUGAGGGUGAUGAAGAGGAUGUAGCAACUCAGUACAUGAUUGAACAAAGCCUGCUAGAGAGCAGCAAACAGAGGGGAACUCACAGAGACAUCAGGAGGUCAGUCCAACAGAACAGUUUAAGCUCUGAACUCAAGUCUGCAGAUAUCAGUGAUAUCUUCUCUGCUAUAAGACAAGGUAAUGAGAAGCAUUUGAAGGAUUUGUGUGUCAGCCAAAAAGACAAGUUUUCGCAGACAGACAGCAGAGGUUGGACACCUUUACACGAAGCCGCAGCUCAAACCAACCACACCAUCCUGGAGCUCACAUACAAAGCCUCAGGCCCAGGCUCUGUGGAUUGUUGCACAUCUCGUGGUCAAACACCACUCUUCCUAGCAGUAGAACGAGGUCUGAUGGAAAACACAUCCUUCCUCCUCAACCAAGGGGCUCAGCCAGACUGCCAGGAUCUUGACCACGACUCCCCACUGUUUGUAGCUAUCCGUUCUGACUGCACUGAUAUGGUGACCCUGCUACUCCAGCGGGGCUCCGGGGUGAACCAGGAGGGAUGCCACGGCCGCCGACCCCUCCACGAGGCCUCACAGCUGGGUAAAGUAAGACUGGUUACUCUGCUGCUGGAGGCUGGAGCUAGGCCAGAUCCCCGCAGCAACUACGGCCUCACGCCACUGGCACUAGCUGCUCAGGGAGGACACCUGGAGGUAGUGGAGAUUCUCCUGAGGAAAGGAGCUGAUGUCUUUUCUCAGGCACAGGACGAGGCCUCCAUCAUGUAUGAAGCAUGUGCAUCUGGGAAUCCAGCCGUCAUCAGCCUGCUCCUGGAACACGGUGCUGAUGCAAAUAUUUCCACACACACAGGAUACAUGCCCAUCCACCGAGUCGCACACAGAGGACACCUUCAAGCUCUGAAGAUGCUGCUUCCUGUCACGUCCAGGGCUGAUGUACAAGACAGUGGGAUGAGUCCUCUUCAUUUGGCUGCUGCAGGAGGACACUCUAACUGCAUCAAGCUCUUGCUGGAUGCUGGAUAUGACCCCAACUACAUGCUCCAACGCUGGCUUAGCCGUAGCUAUGACGACGAGAGAAGGUCUGCUCUCUUCUUUGCUGUCACCAACAAUGACAUGACAUCAGUAAAACUGCUGCUUGAGGCUGGGGCCAUGACCAACCAAGACCCGGUCAAAUGUCUGCAGGUUGCACUGCGUCUGGGCAACUAUGAGCUGAUGAACAUGUUGCUGCGUUAUGGCGCUAAUGUCAACUACUACAGCAAAAUAAACACCACACAUUUCCCCUCAGCGCUGCAGUACGCUCUCAAAGACGAGGUGGUUCUUAGGAUGUUGUGUAACUAUGGUUAUGAUGUGGAGCGCUGCUUUGAGUGUCCCUAUGGCAACGGCUCCCACAUCCCUCAGGACUAUGAGGGGUGGACCUGCUCUGUGAUUAAAGAUACUAUGUUCUGCGAGGUAAUCACUGUCCCCUGGCUGAGGCACCUUUCAGGUCAUGUGAUUCGCAUCCUGCUGGAUUAUGUGGAUCAUGUGACCCUUUGCUCCAAACUUAAGGCGGCACUGAUGGAGCAGAAGCAGUGGUCAGAUAUCUGCAGAGUGUUAGAAAACACCCGCUGUCUGCAGCAUCUCUGUCGUCUGCGGAUCCGCCAGUGUCUUGGACGCCUUCGUCUUCGGUCACCUAUUUUCAUGAGCUUUGUGCCAAUGCCACAGCGGCUGAAGGAUUACAUCCUGUACCGGGAGUAUGACCUGCUGGGCAGCAAGCCAGGCUGAGUCCACGGAGAGCAGAAAAAUAUUACAUGGAACUGUGGCUUAGUUACUAUGAAGUGUUAUUAAGUCUCAUAUCUGCAAAUGGUCUGACCUCUAGAAAAAAACACUUCAGAAUAAUUAUUAAUUUCAAGAAUUUAACACUCAUUAAGUUAUUUCUUAACUCUUGUGAGUGAGAUAGAUAAAAAAAAAACGAGUAACAUUUCUGCACAGUUAAAUAGUACUAAUCCUCAAUCCUAUCUCCUUGUUUAUUUGUAAAUGUUUUAUGCUAGCUCUAUAGACCUACACGUUUUGCAAUGAAGUACAAAAUCAAAGAACAAGAACAUAAAUUUAAAGAGUGUCCAUGUUUUCCAAAAACUUAACCAUUUAUAUCUGUCCUAUUCAGCUUUCCUUCUAUCCUGACAGCUCUAUAAUCUGAAGCUGUAACACAUCUAUGCAGCAUGACACUGACAUCACCAUGCUUUACUACUGAGAUGGUAUCAGACUUUUAAUUAGCAUUGUCUGGGCUUCUUUAGAUAUAAAGCUAAUUUUGUAUAAGACCUAAUGUGUCCUGUUUGAUACAGUUUCUGAAACCUGUUGCAUCACUUUACUGUAACGACUGCUCAAAACCCU
Melanotaenia boesemani (Boeseman's rainbowfish) is the source of this 2476-nucleotide messenger RNA. RefSeq names its product dynein heavy chain 12, axonemal-like. NCBI's taxonomy places the organism in Eukaryota, Metazoa, Chordata, Actinopteri, Atheriniformes, Melanotaeniidae. Gene Ontology annotation, molecular function: protein binding. Bases 92 to 1870 code for a protein of 592 amino acids. The transcript has 13 exons. Gene Ontology annotation, cellular component: T-tubule; cytoplasm; nucleus. The record is from RefSeq and is a predicted model, not a curated record. Gene Ontology annotation, biological process: intracellular signal transduction; regulation of cardiac muscle contraction; protein localization to T-tubule.